AACCCGGACAAGUUAUUAGUUUAAAAAAAGAAAAGGUUAAGGAAAACAAACUUAUCAAAAAUAAUUUAGAACAAAAUAUUAAAAUCCCUCCUUAUUUGGCUUUUGACAAAGAAAAAUUAACCAUUACUUACUUACGUUAUCCAACCGCCGAGGAAUUAAGUAAAGAUAUUAAUGUUCCAUUGGUAGUAGAAUGA
This is a messenger RNA of Ambispora leptoticha, 194 nucleotides long. The record is from the annotation of a GenBank genome assembly. Lineage: Eukaryota; Fungi; Glomeromycota; Glomeromycetes; Archaeosporales; Ambisporaceae.